GGAAAAGCGUGGACGCAAGCCAAACAGAAACUCACUUUCAAUUCUUUCUCUCAACUUUUUUUUUUAAAUAAUUUAAUUAAAAAUAAAUUUAGUAACAGCUUCAAAAAUUAUCUGCAAAAAUGUUAUGUGGUCGUCCAUUUUAACUGAUUUUCGAAGACUCUUCUUCUCUUCUCCGUUCUCAGCCGCUUCCCUCCAACACCAAACAUUCGCACCGUCAAAAUGAACUUAAUUCACACAACUUGCAUAAGUCAACCUCAAUUCGCACCUUCUCCGGUCUCUGUCCAUGGUGUGCCGCAAAGAAGCAAGAAACUGUCGGUGGUCAGAGUCUCUAAUUUCGCCGCGUCGACGACGGAAGUUGGCGUAGAUAACGGAACAGCCAGGAGGAGCUUAACGUCUUCGACCGACUCCAAGAAUAAGUCGUUACCGCCGGGGAAGUCUAGCAGUGCCAUGGAGCAACUUGAUAUCGAGCGCGGCGUUUGCAUCCCCUUUCGAAAGUACUCUCCCGAGACAGUGAGGAAUACGGUACUGGAAUCUCGAGGGGCAGUUGCAUCACUUAUUCUACGUGGUGUGGAGAUAGUGUGGAAUUUGGGGCUGUACUGGUCUUCUUUGAUGUACGAUUGUUUAGUUGGGAGGGAUGAAGAGGUUGUUCCAUAUCGAGCUCGCCAACUUAGGAAUCUCCUAUGUAAUCUCGGACCAUCUUUUAUCAAAGCUGGCCAGGUUUCUUGUGUUCACUCUUCAAACUGUUGUUUUAAAUGAUUCUUGUAGUUUCUUACUUGCUUGAACUCCUACUUGAAG
Messenger RNA from Theobroma umbraticum, 795 nucleotides. Its product is annotated as protein ACTIVITY OF BC1 COMPLEX KINASE 1, chloroplastic-like. The record is from RefSeq and is a predicted model, not a curated record. Lineage: Eukaryota; Viridiplantae; Streptophyta; Magnoliopsida; Malvales; Malvaceae.